Molecule: messenger RNA, 2382 nt
Organism: Naumovozyma dairenensis CBS 421
Lineage: Eukaryota; Fungi; Ascomycota; Saccharomycetes; Saccharomycetales; Saccharomycetaceae
Gene: SDA1
Product: Sda1p
Exons: 1
Coding region: 1-2382 (793 amino acids)
Biological process (GO): ribosomal large subunit biogenesis; ribosomal large subunit export from nucleus
Cellular component (GO): nucleolus
Source: RefSeq, a predicted model, not a curated record
AUGGUGAAAAGAAGUAGAGCAGCUGUUCUGCCAAAUAAUAUCAUCCUUUUACAAAAUUUAGUUAAAAGAGAUCCAGAAUCAUAUCACGAAGAGUUUCUUCAACAAUACUCCCAUUAUGAAUCCCUAAGAGACAUAUUCUUAUUAAAUGGUAUGGAUACAACUACAACCACUGCUACGACCACAGUGAGUGGAUCUACUAAUGAAACUACAUCAUCUGUGUCCACUACAAAUUCUCUUUCAGAAGGUUCCACUACUCAACUAAUGGAAUUAAUUGGAUUUGUAUCGCAAGUUUGUUCAUGUUUCCCCCGUGAGACAGCGAAUUUCCCAGCUGAAUUAAAACAAUUAAUCUUAGAACAUCAUGUUUCAUUACCAUUUGAAUUGAAAGAGAAGAUUUUAACUUCAUUAACUAUAUUAAGAAACAAGAGUGUCAUUAGUGCGGAGGAAUUGAUUCAAACUUUAUUCCCAUUAUUAGUUGCAUAUUCGAAUCAAGGUAAUUCUUUGGGAGUUAAUUCUCAUGCUAAAGAAUUAAGAACUUUAGUUUAUAAGAAUGUUGUAUCAUUGAUGAGGUCAUGUAAUGUUGGUAGUAAAAACCAAAGAUUGAAUAAGUCUACUCAAGCUAUUUGUUUCAAUCUUUUAGAUGAAGAUGGAGAUGGGAGAGGUAUAUGGGCAGCUAAAUUGACUAGAGAAUUAUGGAGACGUGGUAUUUGGGAUGAUUCUAGAACUGUAGAAAUUAUGACACAAGCUGCAUUACAUGAUGAUGUUAAAGUUGCCUUAAGUGGGAUUAUGUUUUUCUUAGAUGCUGAUAGAGAACGUGAAGAAAAUUUUGAGGAAAAUUCUGAUGAUGAUAAUGAUGGAAUUGAUGUGGAAUCUUUGAAACAUAAGUUACAAGUUAAUAAGAAAUCAGGUAAACGUGGUAAGAAAUUGGAGAAUGCCAUUAAGACUGUGAAGAAGAAAAAUAAGAAUAUGAACAAUAAUGGUACACCGAAUGGGUAUUUGAAUUUCAGUGCCAUUCAUUUAUUAAGAGAUCCACAAGGGUUUGCUGAAAAAUUAUUCAAGGGUCAUUUAUCAGGUAAGAAAUCUAAUAAGUUUGAUAUUGAGCAAAAGAUUAGUAUAAUGCAAUUAUUAUCUAGAUUAAUUGGUACUCAUAAGUUGAUGGUCUUAGGGAUUUAUACAUUUUUCCUAAAAUAUUUAACUCCAAAACAAAGAGAUGUUACUAGGAUUAUGUCAGCUGCGGCACAAGCAUGUCAUGAUAUGGUUCCACCUGAAGUAUUAACAGUUAUGGUUCGUAAGAUUGCAGAUGAAUUUGUGUCAGAUGGUGUUGCUUCAGAAGUUGCUGCGGCUGGUUUAAAUACUAUUAGAGAAAUAUGUUCUCGUGCUCCAUUGGCUAUUGAUGAAACUUUAUUACAGGAUUUAGUGGAAUAUAAGGGAUCUAAGGCUAAAGGUGUCAAUAUGGCAGCUAAAUCAUUAAUUUCAUUAUAUAGAGAAGUUGCACCAGAGAUGUUAAAGAAGAAAGAUCGUGGUAAAACUGCAAGUUUAGAAUUACAAAGUUUAAAUAAAGAUGGUAAUGAUAAAAGAUCAAGGAGACCACAAUAUGGUGUUGAAAAUAAUGUUCAAGGUAUUCAAGGUAUUGAAUUAUUAGUUAAAUGGAAACGUGAGCAACAAGAAGCUGCGGGAGGUGAAAAUGAUGAUGAUGAUGAUAAUGAUGCCAAUUGGGAAGUUGCAGAAAACAGUGGUUCUGAUUCUGAAUCUGAUGAUGACGAUAAUGGUUGGGUUGCUGUUGAAAGUGAUAAAGAAUACGAUGUUGAUAUGGAUGAUGAUGAUGACGAAGAUGGUACGAAGAAAGGAAAUGGUAAAGAUGAAGAAGAAGAUUCUGAUCUUGAUUUGGAGUCAGAGGAUGAAGAAAAAGAGAGAAAAGGAAAAGAUAAUAUUUCAGUUGAUUUUGAUAGUGAAGCUGCGUUUAGGGAACUAGCGUCAACGAGAAUCUUAACCCCAGCAGAUUUUGCCAAAUUAAAAGAACUACGUACAGAAGAAAGUGUAUCGAAGAUAAUGGGGGUUGAUAAUAGUAGCAAUAGGAAGAAGAUUUUAGGUAAAAAUGAAGAAUUGGUUGAUGCGGCUACUUUAACAGGGCCAGUUAAGUAUAAACAAACUCGUGAAGAAAGGAUACAGCAAGCUAUGGAAGGUCGUGAAGGCCGUGAGAAGUUUGGUAGUAGACGUGGUAAAAGAGAAAAUGCACAUUCUACGACGAAUAGAGAAAAGGCUAGAAAGAAGAAUUAUGUUAUGAUGAUUCAUAAGAGAUCUGUUAGGGGGAAACAAAAGAUGUCAUUGAGAGAUAAGCAAAAAGUUUUACGUGCGCAUAUCACCAAACAAAAGAAAGGUAAAUAG